CGCUCUCUCCUCACUCCCUGGCGCUCUCUCGCUCUAGCUCUCUCUCUCGCUCGCUCUCUCUCGCUCUCACCCUCGCUCUGCGUUCUGUCCGGGAGGAGUACGAAGAAGCCAAUAGGAUGCGGGGUCUCUAAUGGAUGCAAAUGAUCAUGAAAAGACAGUGCAAAAUAUGAAACAACUCAUUUGCAGGGAAGUAAAUCACCGAAAACUGUUUAUGAACUGGCAUCCCUUCUUCGAAAUGUAAAGCGAGGACCUCUUUAAGUGGCGGUAUAUUUUUGUUUGGGGGGUGGGGGGUGGGGGGAGGGCGAGCGAGCCGCGGCUGCCAUGCAAGCUUAGACUUUUGGAGGCUUCUCUGUCCUUUUCUAUUUCUGGAAAUCACAAAAAGUGUGUCGACUUCGAGAUCUUCUUGGCCUUUUCUUUCUUUUCUUUUUUUUUCCUCCUCUCUUUCCCUCUCCUUUCCUGGCGAGGGUGACUAGGAGCCGGCGAAUCCGCGUUUUUUUUUCUCUCUCCCUCCCUUUCCCCCUCCCCACCCCCUCCCCAACAGCCCCCAACUACAGCCUCCGCCGCCGCCGCCGCCUCAAAAUUCAAUAAAAUGAGCUCUUAUUUCGUCAACUCACUGUUCUCCAAAUACAAAACCGGGGAGUCCCUGCGCCCCAAUUAUUAUGACUGCGGCUUCGCCCAGGACUUGGGCGGCCGACCCACCGUGGUGUACGGUCCCAGCAGCGGCGGCAGCUUCCAGCACCCUUCGCAAAUCCAGGAGUUCUACCACGGGCCGUCGUCGCUGUCCACGGCUCCCUACCAGCAGAACCCGUGCGCCGUGGCGUGCCACGGGGACCCCGGCAAUUUCUACGGCUACGACCCGCUGCAACGCCAGAGCCUAUUCGGUGCGCAGGAUCCAGACCUGGUGCAGUACGCAGACUGCAAGCUUGCCGCCGCCAGCGGCCUGGGCGAGGAGGCCGAGGGCUCCGAGCAGAGUCCGUCGCCCACACAGCUCUUCCCCUGGAUGCGCCCGCAAGCAGCCGCCGGACGCAGGCGAGGCCGACAGACCUACAGCCGCUACCAGACCCUGGAGCUGGAGAAGGAGUUCCUAUUUAAUCCCUAUCUGACUCGCAAGCGGCGAAUCGAGGUAUCGCACGCCCUGGGACUGACAGAGAGACAGGUCAAAAUCUGGUUCCAGAACCGGAGGAUGAAGUGGAAAAAAGAGAACAACAAAGACAAGUUCCCCAGUAGCAAAUGCGAGCAGGAGGAGCUGGAGAAACAGAAGCUGGAGCGGGCCCCAGAGGCGGCAGACGAGGGCGACGCGCAGAAGGGCGACAAGAAGUAGGCUCCAGCUGGGACUGCCAGGGCCGCGGCCGCCCGCACGUCCGCGGGUCCCGGCCGCGCCGCCGCCCCGCGCCCCUGCCCGAAAGAGCUCUCGCCCCGCUAGCGGGGCCAGGAGCCGGGCCUCCCACCGCAGCGUCCCCCGCCGCGCCAGUCCCCGCUAGUGGUAGUAUCUCGUAAUAGCUUCUGUGUGUGAGCUACCGUGGAUCUCCUUCCCUUCUUUCGGGGGCCGGGGGGGAAAGAAAAGGAUUUAAGCAAGGACUCCCUCGCCUUGUGAGGCUGAGCGGCCAAGGCCCGGCUGAGCCCCCCAUGCCCCUCCCCACCCCAUGUAAAAAGCCUCCUUGUGCAAUGGUCUUUUUUUCCUUUGAACGUGCUUCUUUGUAAUGACCGAGGUACCGAUUUCUGCUAAGUUCUCCCAACAACAUGAAACUGCCUAUUCACGCCGUAAUUCUUUCUGUCUCCCUUCUCUCUCUCUCUCUCUCUCUCUCUCUCUCUCUCUCUCUCUCUCUCUCUCUCUCUCUCGCUGCGUCCUCAUUUCCCCUCCCAAUCCUCUCUCCUCGCUGCACCCCCCAGCUCGCUGGCUUUCUCUCUGGCUUCUCUCUUUUCCUCUCCACCCACCCCCUUUGGUUUGACAAUUUUGUCUUAAGUGUUUCUCAAAAGAGGUUACUUUAGUUAGCAUGCGCGCUGUGGGCAAUUGUUACAAGUGUUCUUAGGUUUACUGUGAAGAGAAUGUAUCCUGUAUCCGUGAAUUGCUUUAUGGGGGGGGAGGGAGGGCUAAUUAUAUAUUUUGUUGUUCCUCUAUACUUUGUUCUGUUGUCUGCGCCUGAAAAGGGCGGAAGAGUUACAAUAAAGUUUACAAGCGAGAACCCGA
This is a messenger RNA of Rhinopithecus roxellana (golden snub-nosed monkey), 2188 nucleotides long. It is a transcript of the gene HOXB8, whose product is annotated as homeobox B8. Bases 590 to 1321 code for a protein of 243 amino acids. The transcript has 2 exons. The record is from RefSeq and is a predicted model, not a curated record. Gene Ontology annotation, cellular component: nucleus. Gene Ontology annotation, molecular function: DNA-binding transcription factor activity, RNA polymerase II-specific; RNA polymerase II transcription regulatory region sequence-specific DNA binding. Gene Ontology annotation, biological process: regulation of transcription by RNA polymerase II. Lineage: Eukaryota; Metazoa; Chordata; Mammalia; Primates; Cercopithecidae.